CCUGCUUCCCUAGUCCCUGGGGCUCUGUCAGUUCACUUUAGAGUGCAAAUCCAAGUUUGGUUUGGGGACAGAUUUGAGCCCUUGCAGAGUUUAGCGGAAGUCCUGAGGGUUUGUUGAUUUUUGACUAGGUGGGUGAGGCAAUCCAGUGCCCAGGGCACACUGUAAGGAGGAACUCAUUCCUGGGCUCAGAUGGGUUGCUUGAACAAAUGUGAGAGUGCCUCCUUAAAACAUUUUGUGACUUGGGUUCCACCCCAACCUGAUUGGUAGCACUCACUCAGCUUUGACUUCUUCACUCUCUUCUACUCUGGGUGGCAGGCCAGUAAUCUGCUAUGUUGCUGUGGUCUCUAGUCAGCACCCAUGUCUGGGGCCCUGGCUCUGUCCUCCUCAUUCUGGUCUUCCUGCUUAGACUAAGUGUGAGACUCUGGUAUAAGUGUCAUCUUUGGGACCUCCAGCAUUGCUGCACAGACCUGACGGGGAAGACAGCAGUGGUGACUGGGGCCACCAGUGGCAUAGGGAAGGCUGUGUCCCAGGAGCUGGCCCGCCGUGGGGCCCGUGUGAUCCUUGCCUGUCGGAACCGUGAGCGCGGACAGUGGGCCCUGGCUGAGAUCCAAGCAGCCUCAAAGGAUGCCUGCCUUCUGCUUGGAGAGGUGGACCUGAGCUCCAUGGCCUCCAUCCGGAGCUUUGCCCAGUGGCUCCUGCAGGAAUGUCCUGAAAUACAUCUAUUGGUUAACAAUGCUGCAGUCUGUGGACUCCCCAAGAAACUAACCCCAGAGGGCCUUGAUCUCACCUUUGCUACCAAUUAUGUUGGGCCCUUUCUGCUCACAAACCUACUGCAAGGGGCACUACAACGGGCAGGGUCAGCCCGGGUGGUAAAUGUGUCUUCCUUUAUGCACACAUCUGGAUACAUUGAUGAGGAACAUCUGACAGGGGCUGGCAGACCUUUGACCUUCAACCAGAACUAUUACUGCAGCAAACUGCUUUUGACCUCAUUCACUGGGGAGCUUGCCAGGAGACUUCAAGGGACAGGUGUGACUGUGAACUCUGUGCACCCAGGUGUUGUAUACACCAAGAUCAUGAACCAGUUUCCUUGGUCAUACCGUUUCCUCUUCUGGCUCUCCAGCUUCUUCAUUAAGGAUCCUCAACAAGGUGCAAACCCAAUCCUCUAUGUGAGUUUGGCAAAGGAACUGGAUGGCAUUUCUGGAAAAUAUUUUAGCAGCUCCUGUGUGAUAACUCUUCCCCAUAAAGCUGCUCAGGAUCCUCAUGUGGCCCAAAGCCUCUGGAAUGCCUCCGUCAAACUAACACACCUAAACAAGGCGGACUGAUCCUCAGUGACCCAGGUGAUGGAGGCCAUUUCUACUAAAAUUAUAGAUGCAAUUAUUAUUUGACCCAGUGUAUCCUACAGAUAUACUUGCUCACACAUGGAAUGUCAUAUGUACAAGGUGAUUCACUGCUGCACUGUUUGCACAACAAAAGGCUGAAAACAAAGUAUCCCACUAGAACAGGCUGGUUAAUAAAUUAAGUAUAUUCAUGCAAUAGGGUACUAUGCAGUUGAUAAGAGGAAAGAGGAAGAGCUCUAUUUGCUGAUCUAGAAAGAUCUCCAGGAUACAUUGUUAAGUACAGAAACUAAGGUGCAAGUGUAUAUAGUAUGCUACAUUUUGCAUAAGAAAUUGGAGGAAUAAGAUGAUAUAUUAUUCAUAUUUGUUUGCAUUUGCAUAAACCAUUGAGAGGAUAAGCAAGAAGUUAAUAACAAAGGUUACCUGCAGUGGGCAAGGGGGAGAAAGUAGACGGGAACAAGGAGAUAAAAGGAGGUUUCCCAGUGCAUUCUUUUUAUAUUGUUGUGUUUUAUGGAUUAUGCAAAUACAUUAAAUAUUCAGAAUAAUUAGAAAUAUUUAGAAGAUGAAAUGGUAAAAAAAAGCAGUAGUAGUGUAAAGUUUGCCCAAUUCAUCCUUUACCAUUUGCCCCCCACCUCCACCUGCCAUCAAGUGUAUGGACUUUUCAGGUUGUUUUUAAUCUGGGAUUAACGGAGAU
This is a messenger RNA of Phyllostomus discolor (pale spear-nosed bat), 2028 nucleotides long. Its product is annotated as retinol dehydrogenase 11-like. The transcript has 7 exons. Bases 330 to 1322 code for a protein of 330 amino acids. The record is from RefSeq and is a predicted model, not a curated record. Lineage: Eukaryota; Metazoa; Chordata; Mammalia; Chiroptera; Phyllostomidae.